GUCUAUUACAACAUAACCUCUUAAUCGAGAAGGCCACGUUAUUUUUAAUAUGGCCAUAUGAUGAAUUUAACUCGAUCAAAUUAAUCGGAGAUACGAAUAUAAUUGGCCGAUGUCUUAUAAUUGAAGCAUUAUUAUAAAUGAUUCGAGAAUGCUGCACAAUACAACGACAUUGUCGCCUCAGGACAUUCUGACCGAGGUUAGAAAAUUUAUCUCCGGUGCCGUAUCUAGGUCUUCUCAUAGCGCAAACACGCAAGAUGUGACACGUACGGCGUUAUUUCUUCUGAAAAAUGUACCCGCGGCAAGGGACGCCGUACUCGAAUAUUUUUGCAAUGUAUUCUUCACCGCAGUGUCAAAAUAUGUUCGUCAGAUCGAGACAAAUCAAAAUAUAUUAAUACCUGAAGAGAGCAUUAUAGCAGAGAUUCACGCUGUUCUGAGCAGUUUCAUAAAUGGAAACCCAGAAGCGUGGGCUCCUAUUAUAUCAGCAUGGUCGUUGGACUUACUCGGCAAAGUAUCCUCUGAUUAUUCAAAACGUCGCAAUUUGCCCGUUGAUGCUGGGAUCAAUGAUUUUCUACAGCAAUGGAUGUCAUGCCGUGCAACGCGAACUCUGAUAGACAUUACGGCACAAUGUUUACAAUGCCUUAUGCACUCUGACACAGAGUCAUGUAUCAAGGCAUUGUUAGAUACCAGUGUGCUACAUAGCCCAUAUUUUGAUUGGGUGGUUGCUCAUGUAGGAAGCUGUUUUCCAAAUACUGUGAUUACCAGGGUGCUAUCGUGUGGAUUGAAAGACUUUUGCGCCAUGGGCUAUGAACAUAAUGUUAAAAAUCCAAAGUUGAAUUCCGUUGUUGGCAUAUUGGGACAUUUGGCGGGUAGUCAUUUUCAAGAUAUUAGAAAAGCACUGCUAGAUUUGUUCGAGUGGAGCUUAGACGAAGAUGUGAAUUUUGAUGAGGAUAUUAAAAAGCAAAAAUUAGCCACGGUACCGUUUCUUUUGAAUUUAGCUUCACUUUCGCAGACUCUUUUGAAAGCGAUGACCAGCAAUGUGUUACAGACAUUGAGACCCGAUGUCAUACCGCGUCUGGCAUUAUUCGCAGCAGAUUGGUGUAAAUACUUUGACAAUCAACCAGCAGCAUUAAUAGACUUGACAGUGCACUUGGCGUUAGGAUGCGAGCAGGGUGCAUCGCAAAUAAUCAAUAUACUGCUAGAUACGAGUCUAAACACGAGCAACGUCGGCUAUCACAGUGUUAACGCGGCGCAAAGUGUGAAAAACAUUUGUCGGGAGUUACUAGAACUGAUUUUACAAGAAAUAGAUCUUCUGUUGAGAACGCACGGACCGCAGUCCGCCAAUAUCGCUCUCCUGAGUUCUAUCAAACAGGAGAUAUCGCUGAUAGUGCCAAUGUUAUUGAAUCCUAAUCCAUUACGCGUGCAAACGGCUGUUAGACUGUUGUGCUUUCUGAGAAGUCAAAGUCCAAACAUAGUCGUUUCUAUGGCGUCCCACAUGCUGGUGAAGGCGCCAACGACGUUUCAUCUGGCAGCCCUGAUACGUCUUAUCACUAACAACAUCGUAUUGUUUCCUGCGAACAAAUCUGGAACUGAAAAUAUCCUUGCUGGUCACGAUUAUCUUACACAGAUCUUAGAGCAAGCGCUUAGAGAGAUAUACUAUAAAAAUGUCAUAAAUGAGGAAGAGUCGCGACAGUUAUUUAAAAAUCUUACUAUAAUGUUAAAGUGGGAAAAAUCGAAUAAGGCGCCGAUAUUACAGUCGAAAAUGAUUGCUAGAGCUCUCAGAUCUAAUUUGUAUCAAAUAUCUUCUUUGUUGACGAAAACCGACAACUUUGACUUGGCGAACGAUAUCGUUACUCUGUUGGAUCUGUUAAGCACGCCCGAGAAAGAUUAUAUUCUCAAUAUGGAACUCGUACUGAAAUUGACGAGAGCAGUCAUCCAGUAUUUCUUCUUGUGCAUUGCACAAACAGAUAUCAUAAAAAAGGAACAAGGAGUGAAGAUGGUUUGUCACUUAUUGAAGGAUUUAACAUGUUAUUCUCCUUGCGCUCGAGUAUUGGCGCUCAGAGAAAUAUUAGAGAACAGUAUCGAUAAUGAGCAGGCAAAGCACUUUGGAGCAAAGGAGAAAUUUGAGCCCCGUUUCGAGGAGCCGUUAUUGUUACAUAAACAGAAUCAUAAACAGGUGACGAGCACCAUGUUAGCACAGCGACAUUCAUCGGUAUUUCAUGCCGGUGUAAUAGGACACGGUCCGCGGAGACUACCUCCGGAGAAUUCGGUCGAUAAGGAAACUUUAGCUUUAAACAAAAUGUUAUUAAUGGAUGUCAUAAAGGCUUGUUGCAGCAACCAGGAGUCAGAUCGAUAUCCUGUCAACUUGGAUGCUCUGACAAUGGUUAGCUUGUUGUUGGUCGAAUUAGUGUCUCCUGACGUUAUGUACAAUGGCCUUCCAUGGCCUGAUGAAGAGUUUACAAAGGUGACAAUAGAGAGGGAUUUGCAAAUUCGUCGCAAGUUUAAGGAUGUACCUCUACUAUGGACGUUGCUAGAAUUAACUGCUUGGUACAGACCGGCGUUAGCAUAUUGUUCCGUUUUACUGAGAGGCAUCACCGCAACCGUGAUGGCUAAUUGGAAUACGGAGGAAGGUGUCUCGCUCGUCAAUAUAAUGGCGCUUGGUCAAUUAUUACCGCCGCCAUUGGCGAGUAUUAGGGACAUUCUGCCUGUUUUACAGCCGCACCAGAUAAAUACGAUAAUGAGGGAAUGCCUAUGGGCGUACAUGCGCGAGAACGUACCGUCUCCUGCGUUAUUUACGCGGAGCGAAGGCGCUAAUAUAGCUUGGAGGGAUAUCGAUACAUCAUCGCCCAAUGCACGCUUUACAGAUACUCUCCGCUUAGUAUUGUUGGCGAAUAUUCACACUUUAGGAUCUCUAUAUUCGACGUUAUUUUAUAAGAUAAAUGAAAAUAAGUAAAAUGCAGAGAGAGAAAGCAAAAGAGAAACAGAAUACAUCUCGAAUGGAAACUUAAAUUGAUUUUAAUUCAUGUAUAAUUAUACGACACACUUGUAAAUAGCAUUCUCCUGAUAGAAAUAACAUUAAAUUAUAAUUUGAAACCGUAUUAUCAUAUAGACACAUAUAUAUAUAUAUAAAAGAAAAAAACGGUAUAUAAAUAUUUGAUAUACAUGAUGAAUGUAAAACUUGAUAUAAUACUAAAUCAAAAUAAUGCAUGUGUGCACCGACUGAAAAUAUUAUCGAAAUGCAUCUAUUUUAUGAGAAGAGGCUCACGAGAUUUGUAUUAUUUUAUAUAACAUGUUUUUCAAGAUUAUAUAUAUAUACACGUGUGUAUAUAUAUAAAUAUUAAGUUUAAAUAUUUUCGCAAAAACUUCAUGUAUUGACAAUAAGUAUAUUUAGUGUUUUUUUUUCUUCUUCCUGUUAUACAUAUUGAUAUUCUAUAACAAUAGUUAUAAUUCAUAUAUCUCUUAUAACAAUUCUACGUAUAAAGUAGAAAACGACACAAUUACGCAUUGUAUAAAAUAGGAAGUAAUUUUUACUAGAGUUUCUUGUAUACACAUUCUGCUUUAUAUAUAUAAUAUUACACAAUACAUGAAUCUUUUUUUCUUAAUGGCGUAAUCGAUCAGGCGCGUUGUAUUAUUCUCGAUUAAUGACAAUGGAUAGAAAUUCAUUUUACGCGACUUUGGGACAAUAUCAUUAAAUGAAUGACAAAAUGAGAUAUCACGCGUAACAUAGUCGACAAAACGCGAUAAAAUGUUUGAGGAGGGAUGAAACGAGGAAGACGAAAAAAAAAAGAUAUGUUUUUAAUAUUUAUAAAAGCAUAUUCUCUUCUUUUCUCCUAAAUACAUAUAUGUAUAUAUAUACGAAAAACAAAUAUUAACUUACUUCGUAUUAUUAUCGAUACAGGAAUGAAUGGUACCCAAGAUGAACGAACGCUGUUCGAAUUGCUGUACGAAUACCCUAGGUGGGUGUCUCGUCCUGACUGAAAUGACUAUAUUCAUAAUCAUAUAUUGGUUCAAUUAAUAUAAACGUCACGAUUUUACUCAUAUAUAUAUGCGAUUGAGUCUUCACGCGGCUCUUUGUCAUGUUGCAGAGCCCAAAAAACGCUAGUAAAAAAUGUUGGAAAUAUUCAAUUAUUUUCUUACUAUGUACAUACUGCUUAUUGUACGAAAGAUAUUAUUGAUCGCGUCAUAUCUUGCGAGAUAUCUUCCGCGUUUGUAUUUUGCGAGCAUUUUAACUGUUGUAUGUCUGAGUUCUUAUUCUCUACACUCUGUCAAUAUGUUCUUGCCUUUAACAGGCUAAUGGUUUGUGUACAGUUUGCGUAGCAUUAUUAAUGUUUAAUGUAAAAAUAAAGAGUACAGUCUCAUAAUGC
Messenger RNA from Formica exsecta, 4361 nucleotides. It is a transcript of the gene omd, whose product is annotated as integrator complex subunit 5. Gene Ontology annotation, biological process: snRNA 3'-end processing. Bases 149 to 2950 code for a protein of 933 amino acids. The transcript has 11 exons. NCBI's taxonomy places the organism in Eukaryota, Metazoa, Arthropoda, Insecta, Hymenoptera, Formicidae. Gene Ontology annotation, cellular component: integrator complex. The record is from RefSeq and is a predicted model, not a curated record.